AUGAAGAGAUUUGGAAUUUGGACCCGUCCUUCACUGGGUCGCCGCUCGUUUUAUGCAGGAUUGGAUGACUCCCGUGUCAUGCGGCUACGGCGAUCAAAUACAACCCUCAACAAACCUCGUGGGCGAGACGCGUUUUCAUUAGCCUUCGAAAAGCGCAUUCAUCUUCUUCCGCUAACGCAAGUGGGUGAUUUAUACGGGCUGCCAGUUCCACCAUCUGCUCCAGGAGAGAGCUCGGGAGGUGCUGCAGAAGAAACAAUACGUGUACUUGUUGUGGAUUUAUUGCUACUUGAAGAUGUGGAGUCACUGAUUUCCUUUCCAGCUUCCAACCCGCUCUACUAUGAAGAUUGGCCAACGGUUUCAGAUAAUUCCGAAGGGGAAGUACCUUCAGAUCGGAGAAGUGGCAUCUCCUCGUCACUUGCACUGGGGGAGAGUGGCUUUUCUCUACCUUCCAGCAACAAACGACACUUGCGCCAGUAUGGCGACACAACUCUCCUGCGUAAUUCAUUUGUGAGAGAGGCAGCUCAUGGUGUUUCCGCGCAAUUUCACACGGCGAUUUGCAUCAACCCGUUCAUUGAUGUCGAUCGCUUCCGACGGGAGGAGGCGCAGGUGGAAAUGAUUUCAGCUUAUCGGAAUAUUCUUUACGAGGCGGCGGAGGUUCCUGACGGUCGGGCCGAUGUUAUUCGUAUUCCUGCUCUCUGCUGUGAUACAUGCGGCCCUCGCUUCUACCAUGAGAUUGGGAAGCUGAACCAGCAAUCGCUAAUUAAAGGUUUCCAUCGCAUUGGCUCUGAGGCAAAGGAAACACUCAUGCUCAAUCCGAAGUUUAUUGUAGAAGUGUAUGUGCCUUUGCCAUUUCUGCAGCAGUUCCAGAGGGCAUUUCUGGAGGAUGCAUGGGAAACCCCCGAGUCUACGCUUAAUCCGGGAAGGACGGCACUUUAUCCCGGCCUUGCGCCCCCACGCUCUCUGUUGCCUCUUGAGGGUUGGAUUGGUAAACGGCCGGAGCUUGUGGAAGCGAUAGAAACGGAGGGCCGUAGUUUAAUGAGUGGAGUAAAAUAUUCCCUGGAUGGCAAACCAAUUGAAGAGCGGGAGGUGCUGGCGGAGCUUCGUGUGUUUGGUAGAGAAAAGGAGCAGGAGGAAAUGCUAAAGAGGGAGGAGGAAACCGCAACUCAACAAGGACUUGAAGUAGCUCCCAAUGGUAACACAGUAGCACCACUGCGCGCUGGCAUUGAUCAAAACUGA
Molecule: messenger RNA, 1236 nt
Organism: Trypanosoma brucei brucei TREU927
Lineage: Eukaryota; Euglenozoa; Kinetoplastea; Trypanosomatida; Trypanosomatidae
Exons: 1
Coding region: 1-1236 (411 amino acids)
Source: RefSeq, a predicted model, not a curated record